Messenger RNA from Bursaphelenchus okinawaensis, 739 nucleotides. The record is from the annotation of a GenBank genome assembly. Lineage: Eukaryota; Metazoa; Nematoda; Chromadorea; Rhabditida; Aphelenchoididae.
AUGUAUGCUGUUGACACGCCUGAGUAUAUGGUUGGAAAUGGAGUAAGUGUCUUGUAGGUAUAGAAGGUCAGAUUAUAGACAGAGUUCCCACGGGCUCCGGAGCCGUCUCCGGCUUCGGAACUGAACAGUAUAUUGAAUACUGUUUUGUAACUGUACUGUUAGUAUUGUAUUGUAAUAGCGAUACUUCUUAGAGUAAAAAAAAAAGGUUUAGGACAAUCUAGAAGUUGUGGCACAUUUCUUUGGAACUCAAGUUAUAAACGUCGUAGCCUAUAUAGUCAUCUUUAUUGUUCAUCAUCGUAUCACACGACACCUGAAAGACCAAGGGGCUAAGCUUAGCUCUAGUAGUGCAUACUCUCAAAGACGAUUAAGUUUGGUUAUGAAACUGCAGGUAAUUACCAACCUUUAUUUUUGUAACAUAUUUUUUUUAAAAACUGAAUAAGAUGACAUUAAUGACCAAUAUAUUAUUAACAGUCUAAGAAUUAUUAACAAGGAAUACCUUCAGGCAAUCUACCCAGGCCUAGUAUUUGGAAUACCUUGCUUCUUUGCUACAACGAUGACUCAACUGAAAAUGGACGUAGGAUGGAGUGGCUUAUACAUAGCUACAUCAAUAUCGCUUUUACCUGUUGUUAACUCACUAACAAUGUUGUUCGUCAUACCAUCGUUUCGGGGUCGACUAUUGAGAAGAAAUGUUACUAAAAACAGAUCUAGCAAAUCUUCUGAAGUUGCAAGUGUUAUGUAG